This is a messenger RNA of Cyphellophora attinorum, 567 nucleotides long. RefSeq names its product Phosphatidylglycerol/phosphatidylinositol transfer protein. Gene Ontology annotation, molecular function: sterol binding. NCBI's taxonomy places the organism in Eukaryota, Fungi, Ascomycota, Eurotiomycetes, Chaetothyriales, Cyphellophoraceae. The transcript has 4 exons. The coding region runs from base 1 to 567 and encodes 188 amino acids. Gene Ontology annotation, biological process: intracellular sterol transport. The record is from RefSeq and is a predicted model, not a curated record.
AUGAGGUUACUCGCCUGCCUGUCGACGCUAGCUGCCGCCACUUUGGUGAGCUCGAUCUCGCUCGACUUCGGAGGGUCGCAAAACCCGAUUAUCCAGGACGACAAGGUUACUGUGCCGGGCGAGAAUCCUCUGGACUUCUGCACCGAUCCAAAGGACUACAUUCUCACCGUCGACUAUGUCAACCUGACGCCUAAUCCUCCCAGACCGUACGAGUUCCCUGCCGGAUACACACCAAGAAGCAUGGAAGCUGACCGAAGUAGUGGCGAGAAGCUUGUUAUCGAGGCCAACGGCACUUUCUCACAGGACAUCGAGCCCGGCGCAACCGUGUUCCUUCAGGUCAAAUACGGUCUCAUCACGUUGAUCAAGCAAGAGGCUGAUCUAUGCGACAACCUCCCCAAGAUCGACAUGGAAUGCCCCGUCAAGAAGGGUGUUUUGACAAUCAAGAAGGAAGUCGAUAUUCCCAAGCAAGUGCCCCCUGGGAAGUACACAGUUCUUGCCGAUGUCAAUACCGUCGACAAGGAGAAGAUCACUUGUAUGGAGAGUGUCGUCUACUUCUCCAAGCAAUGA